UGUUCGAUCAGUUGUCUAGUGGCUUUGUAAGCGUACGCAUCGCGGCAAAUAUAAACAACAAUUCUUUGUAAACACGAACUAGCGGAAGCCAAAGAGGUUAUCGGUCAAUGACUAAUUGAUAUUGAAUCGACAUUCAUCGUUAUCGCGCUGAUAAGCUGAUGAACUGCUAAGGCGCUAGGCAACCACCACUCUGCCAGUAACCGCGCGGCGUGCUACUGCAUUGCAAAUCUCAACUUGAACUUGAACGCAUUCGGAUUGCAAGAUUGGCCGCAAAUAAAAUUCGAAUGAAACGGUCCUUUGGUGCCUGCCUCACAUGUGGCAGGAAGAAACUCUCUGGCGCUGAUGGAUGCCCAAAGAGGGAACAUCGCGCAUGUGUGCCACCAGAGCAUGCCACCCCGCCGGGAACUGAGCAACUACUCUGGCCCUGCGACAUAACGCCGGUGUCGUCAAUUACUUCCGUUGAAUUCGGGGAGCGCGGCGCCAGAUAUUCUUGGCGCAUACCGUGGUUCCUUAUCGUCACGUCUUGUGUGCAGCUGUCCGUUUAUUUCAUCGCCAAUGAAUGCCUCACUCAGCGCCUGAUGCUUAUCCCCGGGCAUCCCGACGAAAUUUGGCGCUACUUCACCUACACUUUGCUACAUUCCGAUCUCAUGCAUCUGCUGCUGAACGUAUCUCUACAGUGUCUGAUUGGCUUUUGUUUGGAGUGCGAGCAGCAUCACUGGCGAGUGGCCUUGAUUUAUGUUGCCGGCGGGGUUGCCGGCUCCCUGGUCACCGCAUACUUGCAGCCGGAGUUGUCACUGCUGGGCGCAUCGGCGUGCGUUUACGCGCUGCUCACCAGUCAUGUGCCACACCUGGUGUUGAAUUUCCGUCAACUGCCUUUCCGUUAUCUGCGCAUUGUGUCUCUGCUGAUUUUGUGCCUCACCGACGUCACACUCACAGUGUACCAUUUGCUGGCCAAGCACAACUUGAACCCGCGCAUCUGCGUGGAGGCGCACAUUGCCGGCGCUGUGACUGGUCUCAGCCUCGGCCUUCUGCUCUUCGGUCUUGCCAAGCGUCAUUAUGGCCCCCACUGUUUGCUAUAAAUAUAUUUAUUGGUAUUAUAUAUGUAUGUGUAUAUUAGAUUAGAUAACCCUUAUAACUAUACGAGUAUUAAUAUCGAAACUUGAGCGCGAAUAUUUUUAGACUUCAUUAGUAUUCCAAGCGAAUAAACAAUUUUUACACUUUCAAAAUAUUUUGUUUGACUUCCAUAUUGGUAAAGUGGAAAGUAUUUAAAGCCUCGUGAUUUGAAGACAUUGACUGUUUUCGCAUUCAUUAUUAUAAGCUGUCAAAUAUAGUGUGGUCACAUAUUUCUUUAAAUACGAAUUUAAAUUCAAUCCAUAGUCAAUACGCCAAUUGAUUUUGUUUCGAAAACUCUUGCUCUUGUAGAUAUCUCAAAUGUUUAAGUUUUUUCAGUUGGUAGCCCUACGAUAAGUACCUCUAACCUAUGCGGAAGCCCAUUUAAAGAAUGGAUUACAGGUUGAACAUCCGAAAUGAAUAAAAGUACAAUGGUAAUUGGUAAUAUUUAUUAUUUUCAUUACUUCGUAUAUUCCGAAGUCAAUUCAAAUCACUUAGUACUAAACUUAUCUCACUAAUUUUAUAAAUAUAUACUCGUUAAAUUUACAACUUACACGUAAAUACAUUAAAAUUAUGGAUGAAAUACUCAUG
Molecule: messenger RNA, 1701 nt
Organism: Zeugodacus cucurbitae (melon fly)
Lineage: Eukaryota; Metazoa; Arthropoda; Insecta; Diptera; Tephritidae
Product: rhomboid-related protein 1
Exons: 4
Coding region: 285-1079 (264 amino acids)
Cellular component (GO): membrane
Molecular function (GO): serine-type endopeptidase activity
Source: RefSeq, a predicted model, not a curated record